Molecule: messenger RNA, 1275 nt
Organism: Drosophila arizonae
Lineage: Eukaryota; Metazoa; Arthropoda; Insecta; Diptera; Drosophilidae
Source: RefSeq, a predicted model, not a curated record
AUGCGCUUGUUUCCGCAAAUCAAGAUCCUGCCCACCGAUGUGAGGGAAUAUGUACAAAGCCGGGGCCGCAUGAGAAAUAUGCAGGGCUUUGAGAUUCGCAUUGCGGUGUACUCCAACCCGCCCCGCUGCCUCCUCUACGAGGACAGACACGGCAGGCAGAAGUAUGGCGGCUAUUACCUGCGCUUCCUACAACACUUUCUGGAGGUCCACAAUGCGACCUUUGUGCCCGUUUACACGCCCAACGAUUCGCCCGGACACUGCAUUAGGGCGCUGCUUGCGAGGCGAGUGGACCUGUGCGGCGACUCACUGGCUCAGGGAUCGGACAAGGCUUUCGUUGUGACAAGGGCCAUUCGCAUGGCAUAUGCCAAUGUCAUGGUGCCCAAUGCCAAGCCGUUGAGUUCGUAUCGGUAUCUCGUGGCUCCAUUCCACCCGACUGUCUGGAUCUGCCUGUUCGUCUACAUAGCCUUCAUUGUUUUCUUCAUGAGCUGCAUCCACUGGCAGCAGCGGAGGCGCUGGAUCUUCAGCACCUUUCUGCUGGACGCCAUCAGGUCGCUGCUCUUCACGGGCUUCUCCCUGAAGCACCUCCAUGGGCGCGAGCGGUACAUACUCUUUGCCGUGCUCUUCAUAGCUGGCUUCAUCUACUCCACGUUCUACCUGGGCUACCUGAAGAGCAUAUUGACCACGGAGGUAUUCGAGAAGCCGAUCAACAGCUUUGCGGAGCUGCUGGAGUCCAACAUCAGCAUCAUGAUAGACGAAUACGACCGCAACUUGUCGAGGAGAUACCAUCUGCCGGAUAUGCUGUGGCCAAUCAUACAGGUGGUUCCCGACGAGACGCUGAAGAGGCAUCGCAGCGGCUUUGACCAGGAGUACGCCUACAUACUCUUCAGCGAUCGCAUGGACCUGUUCGACUAUGCUCAGAAGUACCUGAGGCAUCCGCGCCUGCGUCGUAUACCCAUCAACAUAUUCUUUCUGUUCUCCGGCUUCCCGAUGCGCGAGAGCUACUUCUUGAGGCAGUCGCUGAGUGACGCCUGGGCCUAUGCCUUUGAGAGCGGAUUCCUGAAGAAGCUGGCAGUGGACGCCGACCACGACACGAUGACAGCGAACGUGGGUUUCAAAUUCCUCGUCACCGACUACUACGAGGCGCAAUCACUGAAACUCGAUUAUUUCGUCAUGCCGGCCAUGUCGCUGGCCAUUGGCUACGGCCUGGCUUUGUUCGUCUUUGUCAUCGAGCUGACGGCCUGGCGCAGGCACAGGCACAGGCACAACCAGCGCUAA